Messenger RNA from Podarcis muralis (Common wall lizard), 8117 nucleotides. It is a transcript of the gene CNTN2, whose product is annotated as contactin 2. Gene Ontology annotation, biological process: cell-cell adhesion; brain development; axon guidance. Gene Ontology annotation, molecular function: cell-cell adhesion mediator activity. The record is from RefSeq and is a predicted model, not a curated record. Gene Ontology annotation, cellular component: axon; plasma membrane. NCBI's taxonomy places the organism in Eukaryota, Metazoa, Chordata, Lepidosauria, Squamata, Lacertidae.
GGGGAGGGGCCGAGCCGGAGAUUCCCCUCCUCUCGUGCCCCGCGCGACCAUAUGUCCCCGUCCCCCGCCCCCCGCAGCCCUAACCACGGGGUGCGCCCAGGGCAAGCCGACCUCCCGCCCACCCAAGUGUUGCAAGGGACCGUCUGAGCUGGGAGCAGCCGCGCCAGCUGAGGAAGACCACGCAUUAUGGAUGCUGCUUGCAAGUCACUCUCGCAGGCGCUGACUGGUCCUGGCAAAUGAGAAUUGCACUCGCUUCCUCCGUUCCGUUUGCUGAACUGUAGCACACAUUCUGAAGCCUACAAUGGGAGCAUCUGUGGAGCUUGUCUUGUUUUCAUUAGCCGUCGUCUCUUUUACAGUGUUGCAGCCAGCAGAGAGUACUCUAAGAAACUAUGGGCCAAUCUUUGAAGAACAACCACGUAACAUCAUCUUUCCAGAAGGAUCAACAGAGGAGCAAAUACUGUUGGUUUGUCAAGCACGAGCCAGCCCUCCUGCGACCUAUAGGUGGAAGAUGAAUGGCACAGAGAUCAAAAUAGAGCCAGAUUCCCGUUAUAGGUUGAACGGGGGCAACCUGGUGAUCAGCAACCCAGUGAAAGCCAAAGACACUGGGUCCUACCAGUGUGUGGCAUCCAACUCGGUGGGCACAGUAGUCAGCAGAGAAGCUUCCAUUCGCUUUGGCUUUUUGCAGGAAUUCUCUACAGAAGAGCGAGACCCCAUGAGGGUUACGGAGGGCUGGGGGGUGAUGUUUACUUGCAGCCCACCUCCCCAUUACCCAGGACUUGCAUACCGCUGGUUUGUGAACGAAUUCCCCAACUUCAUCCCAGCAGACGGAAGGCGUUUCAUCUCCCAAAAAACGGGAAACCUUUACAUUGCUAAGACAGAGGCCUCUGACCUCGGCAACUACUCCUGCUUUGUCACUGGCCAGAUUGAUUCCAUUCAGAAGAGUGUCUUUAGCAAAGUUUCUCAGCUCAAUCUUCUCAGAGAAGAUUCCAGGCCGUUUGCUCCCAGCAUUAAAGCCAAGUUUCCUUCUGACACUUAUGCUCUGGCCGGGCAGCUGGUGGCUUUGGAGUGCUUUGCCUUUGGGAACCCUGUCCCUCGAAUAAAAUGGCGGAAGUUGGAUGGUAGCCAGUCCUCUGAGUGGAUCACAACGGAGCCCCUUCUACAGUUUAAGGAGAUUGGCUUUGAAGAUGAAGGCACUUAUGAGUGUGAAGCUGAAAAUGCCCAAGGAAAAGACACCUAUCGGGGCCGCAUCAUCAUCCAAGCUCAGCCAGAAUGGCUGAAGGUCAUCUCAGACAAAGAGGCUGACAUCGGAGCAGACCUUCGCUGGAGUUGUGCUGCAGCUGGCAAGCCAAGGCCUACCGUCAAAUGGCUACGGAACGGGCAGCCCUUAACCUCUCAGAAUCGCAUUGAAGUGAAUAGUGGGGAUUUGAGGAUUUUAAAGUUAACAAUGGAGGACUCUGGGAUGUACCAGUGUGUAGGAGAGAACAAGCAUGGCAGCAUUUAUGCAAGUGCUGAAUUGGCUGUGCAAGCCUUUGCUCCAGAUUUUCGGCUAAACCCCGUGAGGCGACUAAUACCAGCAGCUCGAGGCGGAGAAAUCAUUAUCCACUGCCAGCCAAGAGCUGCACCAAAGGCCAUUAUACUCUGGACCAAAGGGACUGAGCUUCUGAGCAAUAGCUCCAGCAUCACCAUCACUCCAGAUGGCACCUUGAUCAUUCGGAAUAUUAGCAAGUUAGAUGAGGGCAAAUACACCUGCUUCGCAGAGAAUUUCAUGGGCAAAGCAAACAGCACAGGAGUUCUCUCAGUUCGAGAUGCCACUAAAAUCACCCUCGCGCCAUCCAGUGCUGACAUUAAUGUAGGUGAAAAUAUUACCCUUCAAUGCCGUGCCUCUCAUGACCCAACAAUGGACCUCACCUUUACUUGGUUCCUGGAUGACUUUCUGAUUGACUUUGUCAAGUCCGAAGGCCACUACAAGCGAGCUAGUACAAAAGAGAACAUUGGAGACCUUUUGAUCUUGAAUGCUCAACUGAAACAUGCUGGUCGAUAUACUUGCACAGCUCAGACAGUGGUGGACAGUGCUUCUGAGUCAGCAUUGCUGGUUGUAAGAGGUCCUCCAGGGCCACCUGGCGGGCUGGUGGUGAGGGACAUCAAGGACACCACUGUGCAGCUGAGCUGGAGCCGAGGCUUUGAUAACCACAGCCCCAUUGCCAAAUAUGUCAUCCAGGCCCGCACUCCACUCUUCUCCAAGUGGAAGCAAGUGCGCACCAAUCCUGCAAAUAUUGAAGGUAAUGCAGAGACGGCCCAAGUGGCCAACCUCAUACCAUGGAUGGAUUAUGAAUUUCGUGUCCUGGCCAGCAACAUCCUUGGAGUGGGAGAACCCAGUGUGCCUUCUACCAAGAUCCGCACCAAAGAAGCUGCCCCUACUGUUGCACCAUCUGGGCUCAAUGGAGGAGGAGGAGCACCUGGAGAACUCAUCAUCAACUGGGCGCCAAUGCAACGGGAGUACCAAAAUGGAGACGGCUUUGGAUAUAGGCUCUCUUUUCGCAAAGAAGGCACUCAGGUGUGGAAGACAGCAAGCGUGCCCCAUGCGGAAUCCCUACAUUAUGUUUAUCGCAAUGAGAGCAUCGCACCCUAUACUCCCUUUGAAGUGAAGAUCAAGGCCUUCAACAGGAAGGGGGAGGGGCCAGAGAGCCUGGUCUCCAUUGUGCAUUCUGCGGAGGAAGAACCAAGAGUGGCUCCCUCUAAUGUUACUCUCAAGGCAGUGUCAGCCACAGAAGCAGAUUUUUCUUGGGAUCCCGUGGAGCAACAUGAAAUGAACGGAGUCCUUUUGGGCUAUGAGAUCCGGUACUGGAAACAUGGCGACAAAGAGGAGGCUGCUGACAGAGUGAGGACUGCGGGACUUGUCAACUCAGCACGUGUGACAGACCUCCAAGCCAACACCAAGUAUCGUGUGGCUGUCAGGGCUUACAACCGGGCUGGGACUGGGCCAGCCAGUCCUCCCACCAGUUUCAUGACUACAAAACCACCACCAAAAAGGCCACCAAGCAACAUUUCCUGGAAGUUUUCCAGCACCAGCAUUAGCAUCAAGUGGGAUCCUGUGGUCGCCAAUUCAGAUGAGUCUGCUGUCACUGGGUACAAGAUGCUGUACCAGUCGGACCCGCACUCAGCUCCUGUUCUGUACACAGCCGCCAAAAAUUGGAUUGAGAUCAUGGUUCCAGAAGACUCUACUCAUGCAGUGGUGCAAAUCAGGACGACUGGUCCAGGGGGAGAUGGAGUCCCAGCAGAGGUGCGCAUCCUGAGAAACAGUGGGACCAGUAUGAUGGUGCAAAAUUCUGCUGACCGUCCAGUGGCAAAUACAGUGGUUGCUCUGAUGUACUCACUAAUUCUGUCUGCACUAAUGGGUUGCUUGGAGCUCUGAUAACCACCCCCUGUUAAAGAGAGAUGUUGGAUUCCUCCUCAUCAAGCCAGUGAGCAAAUCAACAACUGACCAUUGGGAGUACAAAUUUCCACUACAACUAGUAGUAGAAAAGAACUCAAGAGAGAAAAAAUAUAUAUACUCUUUUCCUCCUUUUUCUUUUUUUAGAAAAUAGAAUAUUUCAUACAAGAUGCGAGUCUUUAAUCAGUCAGUGGUUUUUUUUAACUGAAGAAACAAAAGGAUGAAUUUCAUAUGAAUUCUGGAAACUGGCUGUCUCAUAUUACUGUAUUCAGUAGAUUCUUCUGCCUUACAAAGCCAUGUACAGAAGGAAACAGACUCUUAAAACUCAAUCUUGAACCUUGUUUUCUUUCUUUUUUUAAAUUACAGAAUAAACGCAGUAUCUUUUGGGGAGAGGUUUUCAAAGAGACGAGCAUGCUCUGUAUCAUUCCAGCCAGUAUUGAACUGACGACUCUUGGGUUCAAAGAUGAAGGAGAACUCACUGAGUGGCAGCAUUAGUCUAAUCACUGCCUUUCAUGGCAACCAACUGAAGUGGAGAAAGCUAAUGGUGAUGGACAAGCAUUUCCCACCCCAGACUUUAGAAGAAGCAAGCAGAGCUUUGUGAAUGGGUUGCCAAAAGUAGAAAAUUGAGGCUCACGGGUGGAACCAAAAACAUUAAGUUGCCUUGCCAUGUGGCUUCCACCCAGUAUGUGCUGCUUGUAAUCUUCGGUGCUUUGCCACACUUGGCGCAACACACAUGCAUUUACCACUUCUUGCAUUUUCCUUUGGUUUUCUUUCCUUCUCCUCCCCCUGCCCCACUUCACUAGGUGUUCUGAAGAGAAAGAGAUACCAGAGGAGCUUUUAUGUCAGGAGGGAAAGGUUCAGGGUCUGUCUAAAAGGACGUUUGAAUGCGGUAGACUGGAGGUGGUUACUGCAGAAGCCUCUUUCCACUUUUACAUAGUAAUAUCAUCUGCCCAAACUUCCAUUAACCUGCCUUGGGCCUGAGAGCAAAUUCAAUCUAUUCAGUUGUCAUGCCUUUCCACCUGUAGGAAAGUUCUCAGGUCAUGUGUGGUUGCCAAACCAAUAAAUAUUUGGAAAUGUUAUGCCUCUCAAUGCCUACUGAUCACUGUCAGAACUAAAUAGUAGAUCAAUCGAGCGCCUGAACUGAGACAUAAGAAUGCUGACAGACACCUUUUGUUUCUCAGAAUGUUCUUCAGUGAUUUAAAGUUUGUUCUUAGCUGGUUGAUCUCUCUUAGUGUGCUUUACAUCUUUCGUAAACUAAGGAAGGGGAAAAAACUUCAGCUCCCCAAACAGCUUGUAAGAAUGAACCAAUAAGAUCAGUGUAGGAAUCCUGUUACACACUAUAAAACACCCUUGUACUUUCCUGAACUCAGAAAAUAGAACACAUGCUUCCUGGGGCUACCCAGCCAGAUGGGUGGGGUAUAUUACUACUACUACUACUACUACUACUGAGCCCACAUAUUUUGUCUCUGAAGGGAAAUGUUUAAGGUGCAGGAGUUGCUUCUUUUAGCGACUGGACAACUUAUUCAGAUCUUAAACAUACAGAAAUGGCUUGAUGAUGGUGUUUUCCCCCUUGGUGAUGGUGUUCUUCAUAUUUCACAGUGUUGAAUGGAUGUGGAUAGCAACCCCUGUAGCUACUCUGUUGGCUGGAGAGGUGGUGAUUAACUCUGGCAACGUCUCCCAAUCUAAAUUUUCCCCAAGCCGUUAUCAGCUCUAAUAAGGGAGUAAAUAUAGGUACUUCACUCACCUUCAAAGGAGAAAGCUAGAGAAAGAAAAGGUUCGUUACAAGUCUAUUUUAUUGUGUCUGCUCCAGUCCUAAGAAUGUGAACUGUCCUCCAUAAUUUACAUCCUUUUUAGAAAUGUUAGUCUUAAAUUAUGUGCUAGCUUCCUCUUUUGAUGGAAGCUCUUCUGUUGUUCAAAUGCAAGUUAUAGCUAUGUUUUGUAUAUUUUAUGUGAAUUUUAGAGUUCUUGCUCUAUUUUUAUUGAAGGCUUGGUAUAUUUCUUGUUUGGAGUAGAUUGGUUGGCAUUAAGAGGUUUUGUUGGCAUUAAGGGAAUCUCUCCAACAUAUGAAGCAAAGUUCAUUCCCAAAUUGUUUGUAAUUAGAUACUGGGAAAUGAACCAGGGACCUUCUUCAUGUGGUCCAUGACUGUGGCUACUCAAGAUAUGUUACUCAGAAGCAUCAGGUGUGAGUUAUCUCUGCACAACACAUUGUGGUAUGCUAGGCUUAAAUUAGGCUAGAGCUUGGACCAGGAACCUAUCAAGUGAUCAAACCAAGUUGCCUUUGAAAAUGUGCAGCAUACCUUAACCUCUCCUCUAGAUAGCCAUGGAGUGGGAUCUGAUUAGAGGCUGCAGGUUCCAGGCAAGCUUGAGUUCCACCAUUUUGCUCUUUCAGAAAUUAAAUACUGGUGGCAGCGUUCAGAGUAUCUUUGGUUCUCUAGAUGCUGCUGGACUACCAUCAUCCCUGACCAUUGGCCAUGCUGAUUACUGAUGAUGGGAGUUGAAGUUCAUCAACAUCUGGAGGGCCAUAGGUUCACCAUACCUGUCCUCAACAGUGAGAGGUAAUAUAACAUGGGAUGGGAAAGGAAGUGUUCACCCAGCAAGCCAAGUCCUCCUGACAACCUGGGCAGAGAGGGCCAAGUGAUGAUGGCUGGGUGUUUGAAAAACUGAGCCUUGAUAUUUUGAUGCUUAAACAAGAUGCAAACUGAAAAGGGCGCAGAAACCUGUUUUCCAGUGGUCUUGUAUCACCUCCUCAACAUAGUCUGCUCUACUUUGGUAAUGUGGAAAACCUAAGAACUGUAGAGUAACUUUACUAGCAUUGUGUAUAAGUGCGAUGCCAAAAGUUUUACAUUUGCUUUCUGUUAAAAAUGGCUGCUGGCGGGAUACAUCUUGUUGCUCUGCUCAUCUCUGUUGAGUUUGAUGGGGUGUAGCCUUGUCUCUUUUCAAGGGCAUGAAAAGGCCUUUUUCCUUCACUAAGGUCUAUGAAUCCAGUCAGGGCCCUACCUCCUUGGCCAAGCUAGUUGUAUCUCAUCCCUCUUCUGCUCUUUCCCAGGGACACCCUUGGUUGUUCUCUCCUCCCUCUAAGGGGUGGGUGGGUGCCAAACCAAGCUGCCUUUUUUAAAAAAAACACACACACAAAAAUCUUUAUCCUGACAGAAGAAAGUGUUUAAGGUAUCCUCCAGCUUGCACUGGAGUGUUGGAAGUGGGGAUAAAAGAGCACAUUUUUAAGCAGACUGACCUUAUUUGCAUCUCCCAGGCUAACACAUGCCUAAUACGUGGAUUGGACCAUAGUUGACCUUCAAUUUUGCACUUCUUGGCUCGAAAUACAUACCAAAAUGUGUAAAAAUAAUAAUAUGUGUUUCUUAAGGAUAGAAUAGAUUUAGAAAUGCACACAUAGAUAUGAAAUACACAUUUAAAUAUGAUUUUUGUAAUAAAAAUACAUAUUUAAAUGAUAUUUAAAUAUGAAUUUCUGUAUUGAUUUUCAAUAAAUUGCAGAUUGAUAAAGCAGGAAGUGAUAGAUUUGUGAACGAACAUGUGAGAAACUGACAGAGACUGGAAAUAGACAGAUCUGCCUAUCUCACAGCGUUGUGAUUGGCUAAGAGACAUGAUCUGUAAACCAAGAGUUCCUUGAUACACAGUUUGCCUCUGCCAUGGAUGCAGUAGGUGGCCUUAGACAAGCCGCUAUCACUCAACCUCAGUGCCUCAUCUGUAAUAGGAGGUGUGAUAAUAAUACUGAUUUGCCUUUCAGGAUGAUUUGUAAGGAUCUCUGAGAUCAUGUACGAGGAGCACUUUGAGGACUCCAAAUUGCUACGAAAAUGUUAUUGUACUUUUCAGUUGCAUAUAUUGUUUUGUUGCAGUUCUUCCCUCCUGUUGACCUGAAGGAGUAUUUUGACAGCAGUGCGCAAACUCAAGUCAGGGUGUAUAGAAAAGCAAGCGGGAGAUUUUGUUCCACACAGGCAAAAAGGGAGAGGCAGACCGUGUCCCCUGCGUGGGCCAUAUAAGAGUGUUUCAUGCCCCUAUCUAAAAGCAUGCAAAGUAGGCAUUUGUGCAGUGCAUCAGUGUGUUUUGGUAGGCUGUAUUUUAGAAUGAGGGAAUUUCUCCAGAGAAGCAAAAAAGACAUCUUUGUUGGAUUCUAGCAUGCAAUCUAGAAUACUUCCAAUUCCGCUCAGCUUCAAACGAGGCUGAACCCUGCAGAGAACUUCAUGCCUAUAGCUGUGCUAAUGAAACAAUUUGUUAUAGUUUAUGUAAUGUGCAUAGAAUGGGAUAGAACUGGGCAUGCCAGAGACACUUUGCAAAUGUUAACAUUUCCUUGGGCUCAGGUGGGGCUCAGGCCAGGUAUCUUCAUUCUGAACUGCAUCCCUGGCAUAGUACUGGCAAAAUUCACCUGUGACACAUUGAUUGGAAAGGAUACCAGUUGACUUUUUUCCAUGAGUGUCACUCUAGACUUCAGACUUGCUGUUUAAAAUAAAGCAGUAUUUUAAAAUAUAAAAGUGAGACACGAUUAGGAUGUAUGAUAAAUAGCCCUGUGAAAUUACGUGUGUAUGUAUGUAUGUAUGUAUGUAUGUAUAUUUAUAUGUGCAUUUGUUUUUGAAUUUGUGUUAUUUCUUCUCAUGCAUUGAAAUAUAUUCUUUUUGUUACAUUUACAUUCAUACUCCAACUUACCAUGAAUAAAUAAAACUGCAGUACACGUUCA